CAACAACAACAAUAACAACGACCCCCUCUCACACCGUCAACAGACGUCAUGAGCGAGCUAUACGACGACGCACAGCUCUUAUCCCGUGGGGCAGAGGCUAGCACCGCCUCGGACCCCAACACGGACGCCGCCAGCGCGGCACUCGACACGCUCUUCUCCAGCGCCGCCCAAGGAAACUACAACCUCGAGAUCGCCAUUGACCCGUCCCUGUCAAACUCUGCUCCGGCCGCGGUGACGGCAAAUGAUCAAGCUGCGUCUACCGCCGACCAACCAGCGUCCAACAAUGGGACCCCACCGGCGUCGACCGGACCCAUCAAGGCAAAAGGCACCUCGCGUGCCAACAUGCUCGCACGUGGCGGCGCCUGCGAGUUUUGCAAGCGUCGCAAACUGCGCUGUUCUGCCGAGGUCCCGUCCUGUGCGAGCUGUCGCCGCACUGGACGCGACUGCGUCUACUCGCAAAAGAAGCAGCGGUCCCGUGUGCGUGUGCUCGAGGACAAGCUCGCCGACCUCGAGCGGAGACUGGAAAAGGGCCCCGGUUCCGGGCCUGCGUCAGCUGAGAGCAGCACGGCUGUGGGGUCGUCUGCCGCUCCGCCACACUUCAUCUCGCCAGACUCUGUACACACCGCCACACCGCCUACCGGCGUCGACCUCUUCCCUCUCGGCCUGGACUCGGCGUCCCUCUCAAUCCAAGACUUGGGUUUCGCGGCGGCGAGCACCAAGCGUGCAGAGCCGGACCUGAUGACCCUGGCCGAUGCCGCUGCUAUCGAUACAGAUGGGGACCCAUUCCAGGGUCUCGACCCGGCCACUGUUGCGACCGAGCUUGUCCGGGCGGUUAUCGAGAACCAAAAGGGAGGGUGGGGAGAGAAGAUUAUGGCGCAUCUUCUCCAGCUCUACUCGCAGCCUCCGCCACUACGAAUGUUGCACUGGCUGAUGCCACCGACAACCUUCUUUGCGCGCAUCAAUGGCCACAGCCAGUCGCCUCCGCCACAUCCCGCCUUUAUUGCGGCCAUCGUCCCGCCCCUUCUCACAAUCUCACCAAGCUCCAUCUUGUCAUCACGCGCGACAGUGGCCGCCGUCACCGACGCGCUCAUGCCUCCGUCGCGCGCACUCGCUCAGCACGCCUUGACCAACCUCGACCCCCGUUUACUCGACUUGGUCGCUGCCGCCGCUCUGCGAUCCGUUAUUCUCGCCAUGACCGGACGCUUUGUCGACUCGUGGAAUGAAAACGCAACGUGCGUGUCGCUGGCUUGGGCUGCAGGCCUCGGCAAGCUUGGUGGUGUGGCAGAGUCGUUUGUGCCUUCUACCUCUCGACCAGCCGACCGUGCCCAGCGGGUCGCCCGCGAAAAGCGACUUCGCCACGUCCGUCUCAAGGGGCAGAUUACAGCUCCGGCGCGCAACGCCCAGGACGUGGCCGAGAGGAUUCAGCUCUUCUGGUGCGUAUACCUCGUCGACAAGUCGAAUGCAGUGGGAUGGAACUGGCCAUCCGCCAUCAUCGACGACGAGAUCACCACGCCUCUCCCGCAAACCAGCUAUGACACCGUGUCCGCGUUGUGUGACAACACGACCCUCGAAGACUUCUUGUCGGGCAGGGUUGUUGGCGGUGAAGAUGACGGUCCCCUCUGUCGACAGGUCAAGUACAUUGCGCUUGUUCACGCGGCGUCGAGGCAACUCGACACCCCGGUCAGCGUUGCCACCCCUGCGCGCACCGCACACCUGUUGAGAAUAACCAAAAAGUACAUGGCCACUCUCCGUCCAUGGAAGCCGGCGUCUCGUGAGGAGGCCAUUGCCGAGACGGUCAAGAACGAGACGUGGAUGGGUUUGCACAUCACCCUCCUGAUGCUCUACAUCCACCAGGAAAUCGACGCCCUGUCAGAAGAUGAAGAGAUUGAAGCUCGCGACAAGGCGAUUGAGGCAGGGCUCAAAAUGUGCAGCUGCUUUGACACAGCCUUUGCUGCUGGCGACACGGAGCUGGCCCGCUACGACCUCAUCGCCCUGUUCCUCUGGUACAUUACCGGACGCGCAUUCCUGAGCUUUUCUGAACAGUUGCGCACCUCGGACCCCAAGCGCUCGGCCGAGAUUCGCUCAAAGAUAGACCUCGUCGUGGACGCGACUCACAAAAUGUCCAAACGCUUGAAGCUCGCCGAGGUGCACGAGUUGCAGCUGCAAAAUGUCAUUCUCGGGACGGAGACCAUGAUUGGCGAGUGGCAGCGGCCCGACAAUCUCGACCUGUAGUGCGAGCAGCUCGAAAAACAUGUAUGGGGUUAUAUGCAGAGUGGCGGCAGGGGCAGCGGCGCGCCAAGCAGGGAUGAGUCACACAUGGUGAUAAGGGUGAUGUUACAAAUGUAUCAAAA
Molecule: messenger RNA, 2351 nt
Organism: Vanrija pseudolonga
Lineage: Eukaryota; Fungi; Basidiomycota; Tremellomycetes; Trichosporonales; Trichosporonaceae
Gene: DEP6
Product: Depudecin biosynthesis cluster-specific transcription activator DEP6
Exons: 7
Coding region: 49-2232 (727 amino acids)
Biological process (GO): regulation of DNA-templated transcription; DNA-templated transcription
Cellular component (GO): nucleus
Molecular function (GO): DNA-binding transcription factor activity, RNA polymerase II-specific; zinc ion binding; DNA binding
Source: RefSeq, a predicted model, not a curated record